CCCGCAGCUGACGGCGGCCGGCAGGGACCAAACUCCACUGAGGAGGUAGCAGUUGCCUCACUGGGCGGCCGUUCCGCGGCUCACUGUCCCGGUGCCGCCGGGCCAUGGAGCUGUGGCAGAUGCCGCUGCUCUUCUCGAACCUGCCCAUGUUUCCCUUCUUCGACCUGGCGAACUACGUGGCCUCCAUUAUGGCGCUGAAGGAGCAGCGGGGAGCUGUGGAAGUGGCAGUCCAAAGCCCAAUUGCCUGCUGGUUUAGUGCCAUGCUUUAUUGCUUUGGUGGUUCAGUUUUGUCUUCAGUGAUGCUUGCAGAACCUCCAGUAACAUUUCUGGCAAAGGGCACAAAUAUUCUACUGGCAUCUUCAGUUUGGUAUCUUGUGUUUUACUGCCCACAAGACAUAUUCUGCCGGUGCUUUAACUUUCUGCCUCUUCGCCUUCUGGUUGCGGGAAUGAAGGAAGUGACUAGGACUUGGAAGAUACUGGCUGGCGUUGCACAUGCAAACAGUCACUUCAAAGAUGCCUGGCUUGUUAUGGUUGCUGUGGGCUGGGCCAGAGGAGCUGGUGGUGGCCUAAUUUCCAACUUUGAGCAGCUGGUGAGAGGAGUGUGGAAACCUGAAACCAAUGAACUACUGAAAAUGUCCUACCCUGUGAAGGUGACUUUGAUAGGAGCAAUUCUUUUCACCCUGCAACACAGCCAGUACUUGCCAAUAGCAAGACACAAUCUUAUGUUUUUAUACACUAUCUUUCUUGUUGUCUCCAAGGUAACAAUGAUGUUGACAAGAUCUGCAGCUUCUCCAUUUGCUCUCUUUGAGGCUGCAUUAGGCCGUAUGUUCUUCAGAUUGCAAGAGACACCACCCCAAGUGAAGGGUGAAGGUGCCUCAUCUUCCAAUGAGGCUUCAGUCUGUGACCGAUCUUCUGAACAAUACCGAGAUAGUGUUAAGAAAAAACAAGCAAAGAAAACAGAAUAAGUGGUGCAAUAUCCUUAAUGCUCAAAACCUUUGAAGAUAUUUGUACUUCAGAGUAUACUAUUUGUUUGAAGCAAUGCAAAUGUGGAGAGAACAGGGUUCUGUGUUGUUGUUUGCCUUUAGAAUGUGUUAUGUAAGCUGCUGUUCAGAUGUCUAAAUGAACAUGUUGAAUUUCUGAGUUAAAAAUCACAAAUUUUUAUAGCGCUUAGAAGUUUACUAACUUUUGUAUUUAUAAUUAAUUUAAAUGCUUACAUGCUAAAAAGAUAGUUUCAAAAUGUCACAAUCAGCUUGGUUUUCUCAUAUAUCACUUGUUUCAAUACUUCAUCCCCCUCCUUUUAUUCUUAUAUUUUGUUUGGAUAGCAUGGAUUUAUGCUGCCAAGUGUUCACAGCAUGUCCCAAAUAAGAAAGUAAUCAACUGAGUAAGGCUUUAUCAUUGCACUGUAAACCCAUGAAAAUGUACCAAACCAAUGCCUUUAACUAGAAAAAUAACUGAAUUACUAUUGUAAUUCACAUUGCACUGGUUUAGAUUUUCUUCAUUUACUUAAGCAAAUUUUUUCUUAUUAGCCUAUUUUUUUAAAAUAAGAGUGAGUUAUCUAAUACUGUUUAAAAUCUUUACAGUUAGCAAGUAGGAACAUUUCAGUAUUUUUGCUGUUGGCUUACUUUGACACUUUAUUUGCAAGCAUUUGACAUAUUGCUGUUUUUCCUGUUACAUAAGUGAUUUACAUGUGGUUUGUAGAUAUCUUUCCAGUUGACUGGGGCUAGACAUCUGUGCCUGCACUUUUAUCCCAGCAUAUGGGAAUUUGGAGACGUUACAUUUCAUAAGAAUAUUUAGAGGAAUCUUCCAUUGAUGUGCCAAUUUUUAGAAUAAGUUAAAAUAUUCUUACAGAUUAGAAGAAGAAGACAAAUAUAUUUGUCUUCAGAGUGUACUACUUUGAAGAGUAUUCUUCAGCAAGAGGAGGAAGAAUUAAUCUUUAUUACGGGUAGCUGAGGAGAAUGUGGAGGGAGAUCAGGUUAGAAAAGGCAAAAUUCUUAUUCCAGGUACAUAUCUAAAUUUAUGACAAAACUGUCACCAGUGUUGUGCUUAGGUUAGAAAAGAAAAAGAUACCAAAGAAAUUUGUGCUUGUCUGGUCACAUUUCUGUGGUGGUGAAAAACCAAAACCAUUGAACUCACAAGACUGGAAUCCAACUUUAUAGUGUAUGUGCUCUACCUUGUGAAGCUAAAAUGAGUAUUUUCUUCAGUAAUGAAAAAUACUUUUUAAAAAGAACCACUGACUUUUUGGACAAAAUAACAGUCACAUUCCUGACAUUUUGACACCAAAAUUUGGUGUACAGUUACAAAUGCUUGGAGUAUUCUCUUGCAGGGUGUCUCAGAUUCUUGUAGCUUGUAGAAACUUGAAAGUGCCAACUGACUAGUUAAUAAUCAACUAAUUAUUUAGCAACACCAUCAGAAGUUUUAUGUCCACAGUUUUUAAACUUCUGGAUGUUUUUUUUGGAAAGGUGUAAUAUGGUAUACCAUAUUACAAGAACCCUACAAACUGGUUGUAUGAAACUGUGUUGCACAACUGUGAAAUAGUGGCUGAUAAAUGGCUACUCUUAACCCAAGUAAAUGUGAAAAUAUGCUUAGACUAAAGUUCUAACAUUUACAACUUGAAGGGAAGUAUCUUUUUUUUAUGUCCUUUUGGAUUUAAAGAAAACAUUUUUUAAAAAAGAGUUGUUUUUCUUGACUGAACACCUUAAGAGAAAUACAAAUCACACUAAAAAUUUAUAUUGUGAGACAACAUAAGUUCUACUGGAAGAAAUCCUAUUGUCAGCAUUAUGAAAACAAACAAUGUUUAUAGAUUUCACAGGCUUCUUAAGGAUAAGUGGUCAAAAGGACUCUGACUAAGAGGUUACAUGCAAGUGUUCUGAGAACUGAUUUUUUAUAAUACAGAAAAGAUAACCAUUUGCACAGAGUUUAACCUGAAUUCUUUAGAAGACCUUAAUACAGUCUGUCCAGGAUGCCUUAAAUAAACAAUUACUUCCUGGUUUUCAUGGGGAUAGUUCUAUAUGUUUGCUAAACUUUUCUGUGUGAGAUGGUAAGAAUUCCUUGUAGCUGUUAUGUUCUGAUAAGGCAUGUCAGAUUCAGCAGAACUGAAUACAUGAACUAGUCAACUGUAUCUAAUUUUGCUAUUGUCCUAGUAAAAUUAGAAGCAGUUCUUUUGUACUAAUAUAAUAUUAAGGUUUAGAGUUGUUUUAUCAGCUCAGUCCUCAGGCUGGAAGGGCUUGUUCCCCAUAAAUCCAAUUGUUAUUCUCAUUCAUCUGUUAUAUUAAGCAUGCCUAAUUUUUAUAAAAAGAAAUACCUCAAUAUACCUCAUUCUGAGGUCUGAAUGAAGCCUUACAAACAGUAGCAACAAACAGCAUUUGACACUGAGAAUAAAAAAUAUGUUGUAAAUAGUAA
Calypte anna (Anna's hummingbird) is the source of this 3399-nucleotide messenger RNA. RefSeq names its product transmembrane protein 38B (gene TMEM38B). Lineage: Eukaryota; Metazoa; Chordata; Aves; Apodiformes; Trochilidae. Bases 105 to 965 code for a protein of 286 amino acids. Gene Ontology annotation, cellular component: membrane. Gene Ontology annotation, biological process: potassium ion transmembrane transport. Gene Ontology annotation, molecular function: potassium channel activity; identical protein binding. The record is from RefSeq and is a predicted model, not a curated record. The transcript is spliced from 6 exons.